CGUGGUUUCACCAUCCCCUCGCCGUCGCCCUGUACUCGCGCCACCGCUUCCUUCCUGUUCCUGGCAUCUCCUCUAGAGACAGAUCUUCCCUACGCCCCCGGCCGCGGCAAGCCCUCCUCCCUUUCAACCCCAAUCGCUCAAACUCGGGCCGCUGCAGGAGCUUUUCCUUCAUGCGUUCAUAACCCCUUGCUACUGUUCCACGUGGUCGCCGCCACCACUUCCUGGCAACUCCGGCCGUAUGCGCAUCAGGCCAAUCCGCCCCGGAUGCCAUCGCUGCUGCAAGUGCUAGCAGCCGGAUGACAUACCAGUGCAGCCCGACGGCCGUGAACAAAGCAUCCUCAACCUCACGCACUAACAGCUUAGAUGUUGAAGAGCGCCUUGGCAGAGUCAAGUGUGGACAAUUAUCUAGGAAGCAAGUGAAUGGAAGUUCAAGUAACCAUACAGCAGGAUCCAUUGGAAUGCCAUUACAGGCCCCUUUUCAAGAUAUUACAAAUGUGGUUGACUCACAUAGUUUAUCAAAAGGGAAACAAGCACAAAAAAUUCUUGGUUCAGUGGAUCAUCCAAUUACUGGGACAAAACGAUCAAUCAAUCUAUCUGGCAUAUCCAUACAGUCAAAUACUCCUUCAACUGGACACGUAAGUCUACCAACAAAUGCUUCCGAGCGUAAGUGUUAUCGUGAUCGGGAAAGAUACUUGGAGAUGACUCCAGAAUAGCGCGCUGCCUACCUGGAAAGGAACCGUGAGUACAAACGGAGAAGGAAAAAUCCUGCUGCAGUUAGUGAUAAUGCACAAUCUGGGAGUCAAACUUGUACUUGUACCAAUGGAAGCAUGCACACAACUAUUCUCACCAGUUCAAUUA
Messenger RNA from Triticum dicoccoides, 858 nucleotides. RefSeq lists its product as uncharacterized. The record is from RefSeq and is a predicted model, not a curated record. The transcript is spliced from 3 exons. Lineage: Eukaryota; Viridiplantae; Streptophyta; Magnoliopsida; Poales; Poaceae. Bases 297 to 713 code for a protein of 138 amino acids.